Messenger RNA from Ochlerotatus camptorhynchus, 953 nucleotides. Its product is annotated as transmembrane protein 70 homolog, mitochondrial. Gene Ontology annotation, cellular component: mitochondrial membrane. The coding region runs from base 130 to 804 and encodes 224 amino acids. The record is from RefSeq and is a predicted model, not a curated record. Gene Ontology annotation, biological process: mitochondrial proton-transporting ATP synthase complex assembly. The transcript has 2 exons. Lineage: Eukaryota; Metazoa; Arthropoda; Insecta; Diptera; Culicidae.
UUGAGCUGCCGCGGACCGAACCAUCCGGAUCAGUGAUUAUACAAUAUCACGAUAAUUUAAGUUUCAUUGCAAAAAAAUACAUAUUUUGUGCGUCCAUCAGUCCUAGGCCAAUAGUAUUGGUUCAAGAAAAUGUUGUCACUGCGGAUUCUGGUGCAAAGUUCCCAGCGUCAGCUAAUUACACUACCGCAGGAGUCGCAGAGAAGUAUAGCGCAGUUCAUUUCCGGCAACAGUUUACUUCGGCCAGUGUCAGUCUCCAGAUGCCUAUGCACAAAAGCAUCCAACAGUUGUAGCCCUUCCGAUGGCAAUGGUUUCAAAGUUUACAACGGCAUACUGACGCCUCAAAUUCGAAUGGUAAAGGUAUUUUCUCUGGCCACUAGCUUAGGUGGCAUCGUCGCGCAGCCAAUCCUGCUGGAACAGGCCAGCAAAAUCGGAGGAACCCCUAUGAUUGUUGCCAUCUGUGGAUUUGCUGGAUUCUUCACAUUUGUCACGCCUUUUCUGCUACAUCUGAUUACCAAACGGUACGUCACAGAACUGCAUUAUGACGAUGUGAAGAAGGAGUACACAGCUUCCACUAUCACGUUUUUGCUCCAGCGACAAAUGACCAAGUUCAAACUGGAGGACGUUGUAGUACCGGAGGUGCCCGGUAUGUUUACUACAUGCAUGGUUGCCGGCAAGUCGAUGUUUUUAGAUCCAUCGUUGUUCCCCGAUCCAACGCAUUACAUCAAAAUUAUGGGAUAUGACAAGCCGAUCGAUUUCAAAUUUGAGGAAGCGCGGCAAAGUACGAAGACACCUAGUGAAAAGUAAUGUUUUGCUGUUGCAUCUUAGUGGAAUAAACAGAGAACUCACGUAUGGUGGUAAGCACCAAUCAGUAUUUUCCUCGGAUUACACCCCGGUCAAGAAAGUCCGACUGCUUUGAUAUGGACAUCAGAGUUAAUCAACACGACUCUAAGCAA